UACACUGCCCAAAGGGAGCCAUGGCUGCAGAGAACCCCGUGGAAAGUCUCCAGGAGGAAGCGACAUGUCCCGUCUGUCUGGAGUAUUUCACAGAACCUGUCACUCUGGAGUGCGGGCACAAUUUCUGCCUAGCCUGCAUCAGCCAGUACUGGGAGGGAUCCGAUACAGACAUCUCCUGCCCUCAGUGCAGACAAACUGUGCAACAGAGAAACCUCAGGCCCAACAGGCAGAUGGCAAACAUGGUAGAAAUCGCCAAGCAACUGAGUUUACAGGCAGCAAAGGGAAGAGGAGGGGACAGGGUGUGUGGGGAACACCAGGAGUCGCUGAAACUGUUCUGUGAAGAGGAUCAAACCCCCAUCUGUCUGAUCUGCAGAGAGUCCCGGGCUCACCGCGCUCACAUGGUGGUUCCCAUACAGGAAGCCACCCAGGAGUACAAGGAAAGAAUCCAGGCCCAAUUGAAGACUCUGAGGGAUGAGAGAGAAAAGCUGCUGGGAUUGAAAGUGACUGGAGAGGGGAAAAGCCAGAAGUAUCUGAAACAAACACAAACCGAGAGGCAGAAGAUUGUGUCUGAAUUUCAGCAACUGCGGCAGUUCCUGAAGGAACAAGAGCGACUCUCUGGCCCAGCUGGGGAAGCUGGACGAAGAGAUUGCGAGGAUCCAGAGUGA
This is a messenger RNA of Mauremys reevesii (Reeves's turtle), 665 nucleotides long. RefSeq names its product zinc finger protein RFP-like. Lineage: Eukaryota; Metazoa; Chordata; Testudines; Geoemydidae. The record is from RefSeq and is a predicted model, not a curated record. Gene Ontology annotation, molecular function: zinc ion binding. The coding region runs from base 21 to 665 and encodes 214 amino acids. The transcript has 3 exons.